Phragmites australis (common reed) is the source of this 1935-nucleotide messenger RNA. RefSeq lists its product as uncharacterized. The record is from RefSeq and is a predicted model, not a curated record. Gene Ontology annotation, biological process: regulation of DNA-templated transcription. Lineage: Eukaryota; Viridiplantae; Streptophyta; Magnoliopsida; Poales; Poaceae. Gene Ontology annotation, cellular component: nucleus. The transcript is spliced from 2 exons. The coding region runs from base 67 to 1695 and encodes 542 amino acids.
ACCCAACCCUCCCCAGUCCCCCCGCUCCAUUCUCCACCCCCAAUCCCCGAACCCUAGCGCCGCGCCAUGGCCCGCAAGCGCCGCGCCCCCUCGCCCGCGCCGCCGCCGCCUCCUCCUCCGCCGCAGGAGGAGUCGUCCUCCGAGGAGUCCGGCUCCUCCUCCGAGGAGGAGCCUCCUCGCGCCGCAGCACCCCAAAACCCCUCGCAAAACCCUCGACCCGCUCCCUCCGCCGCCGACUCGUCGGAGGAGGACUCCGAAACAGACGCGCAUGCCUUCCAGCUGCGCCAGGUCGCCCGCUCCCCGAGCAAGGCGCCGGCCCCGGCCCCCCAGCCCGAAUCCGACGACGAGGAGGAGGGCGAGUCGUCGGAGUCGGAGCCCGAGAUCCCAAAGCCGGUUCAAAAGAAGGCGGCGGCACAGAAGUCCAAAGCGGAGCAGGACAGGAAGAGGUCCGCGCCUGAGCCCGCUCCGUCCGGCAAGGCCAAGAAGGCCAAGGCUGCGGCGCCUGAGGCUACUCCGCCUAGCAAGUUGAAGAAGUCCAAGGCCGAGUCAGAGAAGACGGCGGUGGCGCCUGAGCCCAUUCCGUCCGGCAAGGCGAAGAAGCCCGGAUCCAAGCUGGAGCACCCUGCGCUUGAUCCCUCGCCGUCCAUUAAGUCUGAGAAGCUUGCGAGGACUCUGCGCACAUGGACAAAGGAUGAUGAGAUGAAGAUCUUAGAGGUCCUUGCCACGCAUGUCAAGAGUGAGGGCGUGCUGCCAAAGACCGAGUACCUUCUUGGUGCCCUUCGUGACCGCCUCAACAGGAAAAACUGCAGCUACACGGACAUGUAUGAGAAGGUGCGAAGGCUCAGGGAGCGUUAUGAGAAAGCAGUGAGCACGGGCACACUGCCAAGUGAAGAGGAUGAGCUCCAGAUGUAUAAUCUCUCAGAAUCAGUCUGGGGAGAGAAGGCAAAGGAGGCUAUCGCUGCCGCUACAUCUCAAAAUGAUGGCAUUCUGAAAAAGAGUAAGAAGGGACAGGCAAACAAAGAGAAAAUGGAUGGAAAUUCAAAGGAUGCCACGUCGAAGGAGACCGUCACCAGUAUCGCCAAUCGUGAUGGUAAUACUCAGAAAGGGAGUAAGAAGGGGCAGGCCAUCAAAGAGAAAACAGAUGGAAAUGUAAAGAGCAGGGUGUCUAAGGAGGCUACCACUACUGCUACCCCGAGAAAGAGUAAGAAGCAUGGAAAUCACAAAGAGGAAUGGGAUGAAGAUGCAAAGCGCACGCUGAAGGAAGCCACUACUGCCACUCAAAAUGGCGGUGCUUUGACCAAGAGCAAGAGGGGGAAGACUGACAAAGAGAAGAUGGACAGAGGUACGCAGAGUCUCGUGCCAAAGGCAGCCACAAGUGCCACUCACAAUUGUGGCACCCCGACUAAGAGUAAGGAAGAGGAAACAGAAAGAGAUGCUAAUGUGCAAGGCAUGCACAGGGGUUUUGAUGACUUGCAGAAGUUGUAUUCCAACCUUGCUGCUUAUGUGGAGAUAAUUGAGGUGCAGCAUCCAUGCGGGGAGACUCUGAAGAGAGCAUUUGAGUUUAUUGGUGAUGAGAAGGCACAUGCUCUGGACUCGAAGAUCAAAAAGCAAAGAAUUGCGGAGGCGAAGGUGCAGAUCCAUCGAGCGGACAUAAAGAAGCAGGUUCUCAAUACAUUGAUCAGCUUGGUGGACUAAACCUUUGUGGUGUUCUCAAGCUUAUUAUGUGAUGGCUGGAUAGAAGAUUCAAGCUGCAAAGGGUGAUUUGGUAUGAAUUUAAGGGGUGAGAUGCGAAGUGUUUAACCGGAGGCGAUUUAUGUAGUUGUCAGCAAAUAUCAUGUGAGUGUUAGUGAUGAGAUGUUUGUAUUUCUUCUAGGCUAUUGAUUAAGCUGUUGAUUCUGCCAAUCUUUAUGACGUCCCUAUGAGCAUUUGGCCUUA